AUGAAGCCCGACUGGGACAAGCUGAUGAAGGAGUACUCUGGCUCCAAGGACAUCCUCAUCGCCGACGUGGACUGCACCGCUGGAGGUAAGAGCAAGUGCGAGGAGGUUGGCGUGCGAGGGUACCCAACCAUCAAGUACGGCGAUCCGGACGACCUUCAGGACUACAAGGGUGGACGAUCCUUCGACGAUCUCUCCAAGUUCGCCAAGGGCCUUGGCCCUCAGUGCGGGCCUGGCAACAAGGACCUCUGUGAUGAUGCGAAGAAGAAGCUCAUCGACGAGUACAUGGCCCUUGCGCCCGCCAAGCGAGAGAGCAUGAUCAAGGAGAAGGAGACGGAGAUCGAGAAACUCGAGUCCGACUUCAAAACCUUCGUGGAAGGCCUCCAGAAGCAGUACCAGGAGAGCAGCGACAAGAAGGACAAGGAUGUCGAGGCCGUGAAGAGCUCCGGCCUAGGUCUGCUCAAGUCCGUCCACUCCUACAGCAAGAAGCAGAAGGGCGAGCUGUAG
Symbiodinium sp. CCMP2456 is the source of this 504-nucleotide messenger RNA. The record is from the annotation of a GenBank genome assembly. NCBI's taxonomy places the organism in Eukaryota, Dinophyceae, Suessiales, Symbiodiniaceae.